AUGCACGGGCGUGUCAAGAGCAUCGAGCGCGAGCAUGAACAGCAGAAGACAAUCGAGCAGCGCCAAGAAGAGGUCUCUAAAGUGCGCAUGUACCACGACGUGGCAAGCAAAGUGCUAGAAAUGAAGCGGCAGCAGCUCUACGAGCCCAGCGUGCUGCCUUUGACCAGCCACCUGCUGCUGCUAAACCCCGAGUUCCACAUGCUCUGGAGUUAUCGUCGUCAGGUCAUUACUGCUCUGGCCAAAAAAGCGGAUAACUGUGCGUCUAAAAUGCAGGAAAUGGCGAAAAGAGAACUUGAAAUGACCUUGAACGCGUUGCAACGGAAUCCCAAGUCCUACUCGGCUUGGUUUCAGCGAAAGUGGAUUAUUGACCAAGGACUGGGAGAUUUAAAGAGGGAGAUUGGGUUGUGUGACAAGCUGCUGGAUCUCGACGAGCGUAACUUUCACUGCUGGAACUACCGUCGAUACGUCUGUGAAAUGGCUGGAGUGUCUAAAACCGAGCAGUUGGCGUUCACUACUAAGAAGAUUGAGCAGAAUUUCUCGAACUACUCGGCGUUGCAUCAUCGCAGUACUGUUCUGCCCGAACCGAUAACGGUUGACGUGCUGUCGAGUGAGAUCGAAUUUGUGCAACAAGCCGUUUUCACGGAGCCGGAUGACCAAAGUGCGUGGUUUUACUACCGCUGGCUGUUGACAUCGAUGUUGGACCUGAUGAAGCCGUCGCUCGAGGAUGCAGCUGGGUUCUUGAAGACCCAAGUGCAGUGGCUGGAGCAAUUGCUAGAUAUGGAGAAGGACGCAAAGUGGGUCGUUGUCACGCUCGCUGAUGUACAUGACCGUGUAGGUGCAAUGACUUCCGUCGAUGGCUGGCAGGAUUCCAAGAAGCAGAGCGUGGAACUGUACGAACGGGCAAUCAAGCUCGACCCGAGUCACCGCCGAUACUAUGAGGACAGGAAGACAAGAUUCUCGUGA
This is a messenger RNA of Peronospora matthiolae, 963 nucleotides long. Lineage: Eukaryota; Oomycota; Peronosporomycetes; Peronosporales; Peronosporaceae. The record is from the annotation of a GenBank genome assembly.